CGAUGGAAAUCUUUCGAGUGACAAAACAGUAGUGGAGUUUAUCCGCAGAGGAAACGUUGCGAAUGUAUCGCGCGUAUGUGUCAGAAGAAAUCGCACGAAUUUUCCAGCCGACUCGCCAGUACAAGUUGAUUGCAUAACAACACUCAUUCGUCUAACUGACAGCGCGCACACAGUAGACAUUGUGUGCUUGACGUCGUCGUUACUGGCGACACCAACCAAAUUCAAACAAAUAAAAAUUUUGCAAAUGUGAUUUUACUGUAUUACUUCGCUUGUACAAAAAAAAAAAUAAAAUUCCGGGCAAUGGUAUCGAAUUGGGGUCUGGCCAGGCUUGGCCGACUAUUCCGUGGCACCAAAGUCAACACCACAAAGUGCAAAAAUGUACCAGCAAACGGUUAUGCAACGGAGGCGAGUUUCACGACACGUGAUUUCAAGCUGCACCUCUUAGAUAAUGGACCAUCAACAACGGCUGUAGUCACAAAAGAAGAAGCCCUCAAAUAUUACGAGAAAAUGUUCUACGUUCGACGAUUGGAAACGUCCGCCGGUGCAUUGUACAAAGAUAAAGUGGUGCGCGGUUUUUGCCACUUGUAUUCGGGACAAGAAGCCUGUGCCGUCGGUAUGACAGCUGCCAUGCGACCGGACGACCGUGUAAUCACAGCCUAUCGAUGCCACGGUUGGACUUAUUUGAUGGGAGUUUCACCGCACAGUGUCUUGGCCGAAUUGACCGGUCGUGGAACGGGUUGCUCACGCGGCAAAGGCGGCUCUAUGCACAUGUACAGCAAAAACUUCUACGGUGGCAACGGAAUCGUCGGUGCCCAAGUUCCACUAGGCGUUGGCAUUGCAUUCGAAGCCAAGUACAAGAAUAAGAAAGCUGUGUGCUUCACACUGUAUGGUGAUGGUGCUGCCAAUCAAGGUCAAAUCUUCGAAGUUUACAACAUGGCUAAGCUCUGGAACAUUCCAGCCAUUUUUGUUUGCGAAAAUAACGGAUACGGAAUGGGAACAAGUGCUGAACGUGCAUCAGCCAGUGUAGACUACUACAAACGUGGAGAUUAUGUGCCAGGCAUCUGGGUCGACGGUAUGGAUGUGAUUGCUGUACGUGAAGCUUCGAAAUUCGCCAUCGAUCAUUGUGACUCGGGCAAAGGACCAAUCGUUUUGGAAACAGCCACAUAUCGUUAUUCCGGUCACUCGAUGUCGGAUCCAGGUACCAGCUACCGUACACGUGAAGAAAUCCAAGAAGUGCGUCAAUCACGUGAUCCAAUCACAUCAUUCCGGGAAAAGAUUUUGAACGCUGAAUUGGCCACACCAGAAGAGAUCAAGGCCCUUGAAUUGCGCAUCAAGGGAGAAGUUGAUGAAGCCACCAAGAAAGCUCGUGCAGAUAAAGAGAUCGGUCUGCAUGAACUCACCGCUGACAUCUAUGCAAAUCCAAAAUUCAACGAAGAAGUCCGAAACAUUCUGCCCAAUCAACCAUUGAAACACAUUUCGCUUGGAAAACCACAGAAUCUGUAAAGCAUUUUUAAAAUAAAAAGAAUGACAGUCAAAUCGUCGUAUUUAUAAUUUUAAGACAUGUGCAACAAUAAAGUGAAUCGCCAAGUGAUUCAAAAUUAUUACUA
Molecule: messenger RNA, 1607 nt
Organism: Sitodiplosis mosellana (orange wheat blossom midge)
Lineage: Eukaryota; Metazoa; Arthropoda; Insecta; Diptera; Cecidomyiidae
Product: probable pyruvate dehydrogenase E1 component subunit alpha, mitochondrial
Exons: 4
Coding region: 301-1503 (400 amino acids)
Biological process (GO): pyruvate decarboxylation to acetyl-CoA
Cellular component (GO): intracellular membrane-bounded organelle
Molecular function (GO): pyruvate dehydrogenase (acetyl-transferring) activity
Source: RefSeq, a predicted model, not a curated record